This is a messenger RNA of Exophiala oligosperma, 1032 nucleotides long. RefSeq lists its product as uncharacterized. Gene Ontology annotation, molecular function: acyltransferase activity. The coding region runs from base 1 to 1032 and encodes 343 amino acids. The transcript is spliced from 3 exons. The record is from RefSeq and is a predicted model, not a curated record. Lineage: Eukaryota; Fungi; Ascomycota; Eurotiomycetes; Chaetothyriales; Herpotrichiellaceae.
AUGGAGAAGUUCUCGCAAUUCCGCGACAAAGGCUCUGGCAUUGCACCAUUUCUUCCAAUUCCUCACGAACCCGCCGGCAUUGCCCUACCUUUCCAUGCCUUUCUCUUUGUCUUCCGAGUCCCAUUACUUCUGAUGUUUGCAAUAUCAUAUUUUUUGGUUCUACAAUGGAUGCCUAUAGGCGUAUUGGGGAGGAAGGCGUCGUUAUGGUGUAUACUAGGAAUCCCUGGGAUAUGGUGGAUUGACUUGCAAAUUGAUGGAGUGAAGAAAGGGUCACUGGCGAAGAACAGCACUCGGAUACCUCAGGCUGGGUCAGUAAUAGCAUCUUCGCAUGCUUCGCCCAUCGAUGCUUUAUAUCUGGCUGCUAUCUUCGACCCAAUUUAUGCAGCGACAUAUCCGAAUACCAGACUCGUCGAACCGAUCUCCCUUUUCACCGCUAUAUGUCGGUCAUUUACACAUCCGAAAUCGAAUCCUCCUGAUGGUGCCAAAUUGGUUGAUAUAGGGGCCCUAGUCGCACGAAACCCCGAUCGCAUACUAGUGGUGUUCCCCGAGUGUACCACUUCCAAUGGGAGAGGCAUCCUACCUAUGAGCCCCAGUCUCUUGAACACACCACCAAGAACCAAAGUCUUUCCUGUCAGUCUGAGAUUUACACCUGCAGAUGUCACAACACCAAUUCCACAUGCCUACCUCACCUUUAUGUGGAAUUUGUGCAGUAGACCGAGCCAUUGCAUAAGGAUUCGUAUAGCCGAGUCCGUGUAUAACACGUCAAAGCGAAGUCCGGAACCAGCGGUCGCCAAAGUAUCGUCGUACACAACAAAUUAUCUCGACACGUUGGCAUCUGACGGUACAGGAAGUGACGCGGACACGCUUGUGGGUGGUGAAGAUUCCGAAGGUCCCACGACCAAAGAAGAACGAGCAUUUCUAGACAAGAUUGCCGAGGCGUUGGCUAGACUGGGCCGAGUCAAAAGAGUCGGAUUAGGGGUUAAGGACAAGACGGAGUUUGUGGCCAUGUGGACGAAAUCUCGGAGACGAUGA